Rubroshorea leprosula is the source of this 429-nucleotide messenger RNA. NCBI's taxonomy places the organism in Eukaryota, Viridiplantae, Streptophyta, Magnoliopsida, Malvales, Dipterocarpaceae. The record is from the annotation of a GenBank genome assembly.
AAAUUUGACGAAGUAAACGACGUAGCAGUGAGAUGCCGCGUAAAGAGACUAGGAUAGGACUUUGCAGGCGCAAGGAAAACGGAAGGGAAAUCGUUCCGCGACGAAGACGAUGGGAAAUGCGUUUUGCAUAUGCUGUGGCUGCGUCGAUCAAGCCAGCGUCGGGGUGGUCGAGCGCUGGGGCCGUUUUGAGAGGCUGGCGGAGCCCGGUCUCCACUUCUUUAACCCCUUUGCCGGUCAGUUCCUCGCCGGCAUCCUCUCCACCAGAAUCUGCUCUCUCGACGCGGAAAUUGAAACCAAAACCAAGGUUAAUUCACACCUCUAUGUUUUUUUAUCUAGUAAUUAUUCCUCGAAACCUGCGUUUGUGGAAUUGAAUUGCUCUUUUUUUGGAAAUCUGGUUUAUCAUCAACUGUAUAAACAUGCUUUCUUUGA